Lycium barbarum (goji berry) is the source of this 1056-nucleotide messenger RNA. Its product is annotated as AP2-like ethylene-responsive transcription factor At1g16060. The coding region runs from base 1 to 1056 and encodes 351 amino acids. Gene Ontology annotation, biological process: regulation of DNA-templated transcription. Gene Ontology annotation, molecular function: DNA binding; DNA-binding transcription factor activity. The record is from RefSeq and is a predicted model, not a curated record. NCBI's taxonomy places the organism in Eukaryota, Viridiplantae, Streptophyta, Magnoliopsida, Solanales, Solanaceae. The transcript is spliced from 9 exons.
AUGGCGAAACUAUCACAGCAAAAUCAGAGGAACAAUUCAAACAACACUAUUACUAAUAAUAAUGCAAAUAAUAUUAGUGGUUCAGUGGUUAAGGUGAAAAGAACAAGAAAAACUGUUCCAAGAGACUCUCCUCCUCAACGUAGCUCCAUUUAUCGAGGAGUCACAAGGCAUCGAUGGACGGGUAGAUAUGAAGCUCAUUUAUGGGAUAAAAAUUGCUGGAAUGAGUCUCAGAACAAGAAAGGAAGACAAGUUUAUCUUGGUGCUUAUGAUGAUGAAGGAACAGCUGCUCAUGCUUAUGAUUUGGCUGCACUUAAAUACUGGGGAAGUGAAACCAUUCUUAAUUUUCCGCUAUCAACCUAUGAAAAAGAAAUCAUAGAAAUGGAAUGUCAGUCCAGAGAAGAAUAUAUUGGAUCCUUGAGAAGGAAGAGCAGUGGAUUCUCAAGAGGAGUUUCCAAAUAUCGUGGAGUGGCAAGACAUCACCAUAAUGGAAGAUGGGAAGCUCGAAUUGGCAGAGUUUUUGGCAACAAGUACCUUUACCUUGGAACAUAUGCUACACAAGAAGAAGCUGCAACUGCAUAUGACAUGGCAGCUAUUGAAUAUCGCGGACUAAAUGCUGUGACCAAUUUUGACCUUAGCCGUUACAUCAAAUGGCUAAAACCUAACAACAACUAUAACAACAACAACAAAAACAUUGAUCAUUCAACACCUAAUGUUGAAACUAACAUGAUCCUAACUCCAAAUCAUAGUACCACUAUACUUGAUGCCUCGAUAUCUCAAACCCGACCACCUUCUGCCACGUCAGCCCUUGGGCUACUGCUCCAAUCUACCAAGUUCAAGGAAAUGAUGGAAAUGACCUUAGCGGCCGAGUGCCCGCCUGCACCGGUCGAAUUAUCCGACCCGGAACCGCCACAAAUUAGUAGCUUCCCUGAGGAUAUGAAAACUUACUUUGAUACUCAAGAAUUUGGUAAUUUUGGUCAUGACCAAGGAGAGGAUAUGAUUUUUAAUGAGAUCAACUCCUUCAUGCAACAACUUUUAGAAUAUGAGUUUAAUGCUUAG